UGGAAAAUCAAAUUUGUAAAGGAUGCCUACUUCAAAAUGACAUUAAAACUCUACUAUUACAACUACGACAAGUAUACAACUACAACAAGUAUAAAGAUCAAUCUACUAAACCAGAACUUCUCCAUAGUACAUGUAAAUGGAUUGUGCAUGAUUAAAAAAAUAAAAAGCAUGGUGGAAUGCAGCUUGGGAUAAAUAUGUCUCUGAACUUAGAUUGUUAAUAGGGGUUUAUAAAUGACAGGAUUACUGCAUGUUUUUCAACAUGGCCCCCAUGAGCAUGAUUCACUGGAUUCUCCUGCUUGUAGUACAGAGUGCAAAUAAUAUAAGGGGUCAGUUUCCUGCCAACUACACAGAUCAGUACUCAUGUCCCCAAAUGUACAAUAGCCUCUCGGGCACUCUGAGGCACCCCAACUUCCCAUACAACUACAAGACACCUGUCCAGUGUUCAAUGAGCAUCUACCUGAAUAAUGAUGGUCCAUCACCAAAGUAUCAGGUUGUCCAUCUUACUGCUAGGAUGUUUGAAACAUCUGGGGACAGUGUUUUUGCACACGAUUGGCUAGAAGUGAGUUAUGGUCUAGGAUCAUUCCAGUUUCGUGGUGAUGGGACAAAAGCAACUGAUGGAAGUGUGAAAGAGAAUACAAAAGCAAUGAGAGUUGGGGAGACAUAUACAUGUUAUGCUGGACAAAGUAACUAUUUCCAUCUUGAGUUCCAUUCUGGCAAUGGCUUUACCAAUAUUGGAGGUUUUAUUAUUGACUAUGAGGUUGAAACUGUCAGUGCAGAUUAUUACAAGUGCCCUAAACAGUUCACUGCACCUCUUGGCUAUAUACAAAGCUUUGAGUACCCCAACAACUAUCUUACCAACAUGAAGUGUGAGUACACCAUACAGCUAUGGGACAGUCCCAAUGACAAUCGUCUUAAGCGUGUCACCCUCAAGGCAGAGUACUUCAGUACUGGCAAUAGUGGCGAAGUUGAGAACUCUGACUGGCUGCUUAUUGAAGGGACGCAGUACUAUGGAUACGAUGAGAGGAAUGAACAUGCGAUGACAAUCAAUCAGACGCUUACUUUCUAUAAAAUGGCUGAGUAUUUUGUGUUAGAAUGGGUGACAGGAUCCUCAAAUGCAAGAUCUGGAUUCUCAAUCCAUUAUACUGUAUCAGAUGUAGAGACUGAGCCAGGCCCAGGGGGUGUUGACAACCAAGGUAAAUUGUUCGCAGUUGGGUUCCUCUAUCAGUAUGAUGGAGUGGAGAGGGCUUACCCCAAGCACCAGCUAGCUAUCACCAGCUGGAACGGUGCCAAUGUAGAAGUAUACUCCAAUUGUGAGCGAAUUAUGAGACAAUUCACUAUCACCCCUGGUGAAGUCACCCGCAUUGAAUUUGACCGAUGUGUAGAAGCUACCUACGGAGUUCAACUUAAUGGAAUAUCAGUAAAAUCUGACAUGGAAAUCAUAGUACAAGGAAUAAAUGCUAAUCUGCAGUCAUCAGAUGCAUUUCUGGGGAUUCCCCUUAUACCAGGUCCAAAUGUCUACAUUAUACCUACAUACUUUACAGCAAUUUUCGAUUAUAACCAGUUAACAGUGGUGGCCUCGGCAGCAACAACUACACAGGUGACAUUUAUACCCAGGAGAAAGACUGGCAUAUACUGGAGGGAUGCAAAGAUAGUAGAUCUUAAAUACAUGGAGACAUUCUCCUAUUAUCUCUAUGGAACUAGAAAUGACCAAUAUGAUCUUACAGGAACCAUCAUAUACUCAAACAAGACAAUCAGUGUUUUCUCUGGCAACAGGUGUACAAAGGUUGAACCGACCCCAUCAUUUAGGAACAACUGUAGUCACACUGCAGAACAAAUUCCUCCAGUUAGCACCUGGGGCCGAGAGUUUUAUGUUGUACCUGUCAUCCCUGUGAGAGACCAUAUGCUGAUACGUAUCAUAGCUGCACUUCCCAAUACAACUGCAUCGAUUAAUGGUGGUGAUGAAAUACAUAUUGCUGACACUGGUGAAUUUAUUGAGAGGAAACUUGAUGUUUCUUCAGUGCAUCACAUUUUGUGUAGUGAACCAUGUCUGGUAGUGCACUACAAUAUUGGGGGAACAUAUGCUGCUGCGCGUGCCCACGCAGCGCCAUAUAUGACCAUGAUUCCAAGUGUAGAACAAUAUACUUCAAAUAUUCACAUUUCUACAUUUACACGAAUAUAUAACAAACCUUUUACGGAUUACAUAUCAGUCAUAGCCCCCACUGAAAAAAUCAGCCAGUUAUAUAUCGAUGGUGAAGUGAUACCAACGAGCAACUGGACUGUUGUAAAUUCCAAAAUGGCGACAAUUUCCCUGCAAGUCGAUCCAGGGGAACAUGUUGUGCAUCAUAAUGAUCCAACAGUGAAGUUUAUGGUGUUUGUGUAUGGUAAUGCCCAAAUAGGAACAGACUCAUAUGGAUACCCUGGUGGAAUAGGAACACAUACACUUAAUGAUGGUUGCAAGGCAGAUAGCUGUGCUGAGACACAAGCUGUGUGUAUCCCUGGUGUUAACUCAACAUUCCACUGUUUCUGUAAGGAAGGCUGGACAGGAUUGAGCUGUCAGAAAGUAGAAUCAACCACCCCAGCUCCUACUGACCCUCUAGAUGCUUUCAAAUGUCCACAACUUCAUACAAAUGCAUCUGGGAUAAUUUACAACCCUGGUUACCCAAAUGGUUGGCCUUAUACCUAUCAAUGCACAAUCAAAAUUGACUUACAUUCAAAUGUUUGUGACUUGAACUACAAGCAGAUAACACUGUCUGUGGAAAAAUUUCAACUUAAAAGGUAUUCCGGCUCUAGUUUUGUGAUGAUAGAUGAUAGAAAGUACUUUGGCAAUGGUAGUGAUCCAACUGAUGUUAAUUCUUUACAAGAAGGACAGACAUACACAUAUCAGAGUAGGUCGCCAUAUUUCCACAUCUUCUUCAAAGGUUCAAGCAAAACAGAAGACUCCACAUAUGGAUUUGCCUUUCAUUACAAUAUAUCAACAAUACCUGGGCAAGAUAAACCAGCUAUCAAUCAAGCAAGGCCUGGCAAUAAAGGACAAUGUUUUGCUAUGACCUUCACCCCUGCAUGUGGUACAUAUCAUGAUCGUCAUAUGUCUUACAUUAUUGUGAUGUCACAGAAGCCAACUAAUGUUUCUAUUUAUGUGGCUCUGUCCUCUUAUGAUGAAUUUAGGAAACCAGAAAGCACACGCUUUGUUACACCCACAGAUCCAUGGCUAUAUAAAGCAGAUUUCAGCCUUACAGAGUACACAGAGGGAGGCAUCCAUAUGUUAUCAGCUAUUGUAAAAGCUGAUGAAGAUCUUACUGUAUAUGGUCAAAAAGCCAAUGAAUACAGGGCAGAUGGUUACUUAGCAUUACCAGUGGGAGGUGUGGAUAGCUAUGAGUAUAUGAUAGGUUCAUACACAAACAAAGUGCCCCGUCUUAAUAACAGAAAGGCUGCAUCUUCUGGGUUUGCUGUGGUUGCAACAGAGGACAACACAGUUCUUAAUAUCUCCCUCAAAGCAAACCAGGGUUACAACUCUACAAUACUCACUGUAAUCAUAGAUAAACUACAGGUGUAUUGGCAUCGUAAUACUGUUCAUGAUGUCACAGGCACAGUAGUUAAAUCCAACAAAGCCAUUUCCUUAUUCAGUGGCCACAGUUGUUGUCCAGGUUUAGCUCUUGAACAGUUACCACCAAUGAGCACAUGGGGAACAGAAUUUGUAGUUCAACCAAUUUAUAAAUCUAAAAUGAGAUAUAACUGGAGAGAACACACAACAUUGCGUGUGAUUGCAAGUGAAGACAAUACAUCAGUGGGUGUUAAAAAUGAUGGAUUACAAGCUUAUAUUAAUAAGGGGGAAUAUUAUGAAGUACGGAUAUCAAACAUAACUUAUAUGUACAUUGUGUGCUCUAAACCAUGCCUUGUUCUUCAAUACUGGCCCACAAUGGUGAUAAUUCCCCCUUUAUCUUCUUACAUAUCAAACACUUAUUUCCACAAAGGAUUAUACUACAAAUAUAACUAUGCCAACCCCAGUACCAUAACAACAAUGACAUCAAACUAUUUACAUUUUGCUUCACCGACACAGCACAAAGAUGGAUUUCUAAUUGAUAAUUCACCAAUGCCUGCCAAUUGGACUAAGAUUCUGGGUACAGAAUGGUCAGUUGCAGUAGUGCGUGUAAUAGAAAAUUCUAGCAUAUAUAUCAACCACACUGACCCUAGUGUCAGGUACUCUGUGCUUUAUUAUGGGUUUGGCUCUUACUAUCCAGCUGUGGCACUGCCUCUUGGACUCAACUUUGAUAAAAUACAAGAUGUAUGUUUACCAAACCCCUGCCUUAAUGAUGGCCUUUGCAUGAAGAGAGUGAAUGGAGGGACAAGUUGCCUGUGUAUUAAUGGUUACUAUGGUGAUACUUGUGCACUUUGUUGUGAAAGUACCAUUCCACCAACUCCACCUCCAGCUGUGUAUCCAAACCUUUGUCCACAGAUGCAUACAAGUCAGUCAGGCUACAUACAGAGCCCAAUGUAUCCAUUGAAUUACCCAAACAAGCAGGACUGUAGGAUACAGAUUGAUAUGACCCCAUUUUUAUCAUCUGACUUUCAAGAGAUUGUUCUUUAUGUGGAAGAUUUCCAUCUUGAAAAGGUCAAUUAUGCCAAGCAUGCUUUGGAUUAUCUGACAAUAGAGGGUGGUGAUCAGUUCACAGGAAGUACUGAUCGUGCGAUGGUUGUGGGCAAAUAUUACAUAUACCGUAACAGUAAGAAGAAGCAGUACUUUAAUCUAAACUUUGUGAGCAAUGAAUACAGGAUGGAACGAGGAUUCUCUCUGAAAUAUACCACUAGGGGGAUAAACUUCACCUCUGAAAUUACCCAUUCACACAGAGGAAGAAAGUUUGCUGUUGCUUUUCCUCGGAUGAAACAAGAGCCCACUAAAUAUGAUUUCUAUAAAGACAAGAACUAUAUUAUUUUUACAUGUGGUAGUUCAACUGACAUUCUGAUCACCCACCAAGGACAAACAGAGCAAAUUGCAUGCCCAGGCGUAUACAGCAAUAAUGUAUGGAGAACAUAUCCUAAAUCAAGUAGAGCUGAUAUUGGGGUAGAGAAUAAAGGUUAUAUAAUAGAGGCAAGUGAGGAAAUCGCAGUGUAUGUGUAUAGCAUUGAAAAGAAUGGAUAUUAUUCUUUGGACACUUCUGAAGCAUAUCUAGCACUACCAAUGCAUAAACAUAUGACAGAAUUUAUUGUUAUGUCAUACAUGUUAUCUACACGAUUCACAUCUUACUCAAGCAUUUUAGUAAUAGCAAGUGAGGAUAGCACAACAGUUACAAUAACAAAACGUACUGAGAGGAGGUAUAACUUUUUCAAAGAGAUAACCAUAAAGUUAAACAAAGGAGAAACCUAUCAACAUUUGGAUUCUACUGAUGACUUAACUGGUUCUAUUGUCAAGUCAAAUAAACCAAUCUCAGUGGUUAGUGGUUCGACAUGCUCGACCAUUCCAACCACUAGUUAUUAUCAAAAGUGUGAUUAUCUUGUUGAACAAAUGCCACCUGUAUUUUCAUUGGGGAAAGAGUUCAUUACACCAUCCGUAAACAGACCACUAGCUGAUGAUGUAUAUCUAAGAGUUCUUGCAUACUAUGAUGACACUACCAUUGAGGUACCUGCAUUACAGUUAUCACAAUCAAUGCAUUUAAUGAUGGGAGAGUAUUGGGAUGUGAAACUCCCAAAGAUUGACAAAGACGGUUUUUAUGCAAAUGAAAAUGAAUAUUACAUUAAGUGUUCUUAUCCUUGCUUGGUUGCUAUAUUUACUCCAAUAUAUGGAUCUAGCCAGUUUCCAUCAAUGUUCAUCAUUCCACCAAUGACACAGUUUGUGACAGGGAAAAACUACAUUCCAGUGAUAUCAAUGAUUUGGAAUGAAUAUGAGAGCAACGUAGACACAGAAACAUUUAUGCAAGCACCAAGUAAAUAUGGUACACGGUUAUAUUUCAACACAGGAGAGCUCAGUGAAUCUGACUGGAACAAAAUCCCAUACAAAGAGACAUAUUCUGGGAUAUAUAAAAGUUCAACAAGUAAACGUACUCUGGGAUUUGAGUUGAGUCAUCCAUAUAUAGAUGUUGGGUACAUGUCAUAUACUUACAGUUACGAUUCCCUUGGCCAUUUUGGGUAUCCAUCAGUCAUGGGAUUAUCAAUCACAAAUGACAUAUACCAAUGCCCACAAACUAUCCAGAACUUAAAUCCCUAUAACAAGCCCACUGGGUAUAUAAGGAAUCCUGGGUAUCCUGAAAGCUAUGGUGUUGACUUAGAAUGCCCAAUGAGCUUUGAUUUGUCAUCUGGAACCAGAAAACAUCCACCUUGGACUAUAACACGGAAGGACAUGGUUUUUCAUGUGGAGCUCUUUGAUGUCCCAGAGUGUUGUGACUAUUUAGAAAUAGAUGGCGUGAGAUAUACAAGUGAUGGGGAAAAUUCAUUUGAAGUGGGUGAAACAUACACAUUUCCUAAUUUUGACAAGAUAAAUGACAAGGUGAAAUUUGUGAGUGGACGUAAUAGCAGCAAUCUUACGAGACAGUUCUCUAUUUAUUAUGAACUGAUAGAGCCUGAUACAGAAUCACCACUUGUCAAGGGACAUAUUGGUAAAUAUUUCCUUCUGGGGUUCCUCAAACAGCUGGAUAGACAACUUUACCUGAACCAUUUAGAGAUCCACAUCCUUACAGCCAAAGCCACAACUAUAACAAUAAGCUAUACGCAUCCCAGCAACAGUAGUAAUAUCACCAAUACGUACCACGUUGCUGAAAAUGAACAGCUUACUUUGAAUUUACCUAAAGAACUGACAAUGUUAGGUGGCAUCGAGCAGAAGGUCAUAUCAGUAAAGAGUAGUGAGUUUGUCUCAGUGUUUACAAGUAGUUUUACGCAAGUGUCAACUGAUGGCUACCUUGCGCUUCCUGUAUCUACUGUAGGUGAACAUUAUAUACUAGCAGCAUAUGGAACAGGUGGCAUAUUUGAUCCCAGGCAGGAUUUAAAUGGCAACUCAACAUUUGGUAUCAUUGCGACUGAAGAUGGUACUAUAGUGGAAAUCAUUGAGUGCCACAAUGGAGUAUAUCAUACAAACUCAUACACUGUGAGCAUAGACAAGUUUGAAAGCUAUUCAGCAAUAGCUGACGAUGAUAUUACAGGCACUAUUAUAAGGUCAAAUAAACCUGUGGCAGUGCUAUCUGGGAAUGACUGUGCAAAUGUACCAAACACAAGACGACUUUGUAGUCAUUUAGUCGAGAUGCUACCUCCCGUGAACUCUUGGGGUGAUGACUUUUACGCUAUAAGCAGCAAACCAAGGAAUGCUGGUGAUAUUUUGCGAAUCAUAGCACGUGGCAAUACUAAAGUAGAACUGUCCCCUGGUGGACUUAGUAAAGAUAUUACUCUUGGGGAAUACUGGGAGGUUGUAUUGGACCAUGACGUGUUCUAUCAUGUCACAUGCGCAAUGUCAUGUUUAGUUAUGCAAUACUGUCAGUCGCAAACUGCAGAUAGCCGUUCCAUGGGACCAUUUAUGACUAUUGUCCCAGCCGUCUCACAAUACUCCAAAGAUUAUAGAAGUCCUAUUUUGAAUAGUUAUAAUGGUGAUCCUUACACAAAUUAUGCCCAUGUAUAUGUGCAGAAGGAAUAUACAUCUCAAUACUUUACUGAUGCUUUUAGAACUCCUGAAAAAAGUUGGAGCACUGGGGUGGAUUUUGACUAUAGUGCAGCAAGAAUAGAUUUGACAGAUGCAAUAUUGGCUCAUGAAUUUUAUAACCUAAAUGGAGUAACUAGGUUUGGUACUGUCCUCUACGGUUCAAGGUCAUCUUAUGAUACGUAUGCAUUCCCAGCAGGACUGGAACUUGAAGCACCAUCUGGAGGUUGCCAGGGUUGGGUAUGCCUUAAUGAUGGUUUAUGUGUAAUAACAGCAGAUGUACCUAAAUGCCAGUGUGUUAAUGGCUAUGAAGGACCAUUUUGUGAGACAACAAUGACAACCACAACAUCUACUACUACAACUACACCUACAACUAGUACUACUACCAUGACUACUGUAGCUAUGACUACAAUACCAAAAACAACAAAAGUUACUGAUAAACAAGAACAAACAACAACUGCAAUAACAACUAAAAUUACAAGAUCACCCACAGACAGACCAACAAAAGUCACAAUAAGCACAACACCUUUGACAAGUACUAGCAUAGAUGAGAUUGUGUCAGGCCAACAGUCUGGCCCAUCAGCUGGCGUUCUUGGUGCAUCAAUAGGUAUCCCGUUACUGCUUAUUGCUUUAGCAGUCAUUGCCUUUAUAUUAUACAAAAGAGGUGUGUUUAAAAGAUCAUCAUCAAGGCGGAGACAGGAACAGGGAUACAUCCUGGAUGACAUUAGUAAAUAUUAAACAAAAGGUAGAUACCAUUAAAAAGCCUCAAUUGAAAUAAAAUAGAAUGUAUCAAUAUAGUGAUCAGAAUUGCAACAAAGACUAAAGAAUGUAAAAUGUUGGAAGUCAUCUUUUCC
Owenia fusiformis is the source of this 8469-nucleotide messenger RNA. Lineage: Eukaryota; Metazoa; Annelida; Polychaeta; Sabellida; Oweniidae. The record is from the annotation of a GenBank genome assembly.